This is a messenger RNA of Dryobates pubescens (Downy woodpecker), 2176 nucleotides long. It is a transcript of the gene MCM7, whose product is annotated as minichromosome maintenance complex component 7. Gene Ontology annotation, cellular component: nucleus; MCM complex. Bases 1 to 2169 code for a protein of 722 amino acids. The transcript has 15 exons. Gene Ontology annotation, biological process: DNA strand elongation involved in DNA replication; double-strand break repair via break-induced replication; DNA replication initiation. The record is from RefSeq and is a predicted model, not a curated record. Gene Ontology annotation, molecular function: ATP hydrolysis activity; single-stranded DNA binding; single-stranded DNA helicase activity. Lineage: Eukaryota; Metazoa; Chordata; Aves; Piciformes; Picidae.
AUGGCGCCGCGCGACUAUGCCGCCGAUAAAGAGAAGCUGAAGCGGUUCCUGGAGGAAUUCUACCGGGAUGGUCCCGACGGGAAGAAGGAGUUUCCGUACCGAACGCAGCUGGAGGCCUUGGCGCACCGGGAGCAGGUGGCGCUCUACGUGGCCCUGGACGACUUGGCCGAGGACGAGCCGGAGCUGGCCGAGGCCGCCUGCGAGAAUGCGCGGCGCUACGCGCGGCUGUGCGGGGACGCGGUGCAGGAGCUGCUGCCGCGCUAUCGCCACCGGGAGGUGACCCGCAGGGACGCCCUGGAUGUGUUCAUCGAGCACCGGCUGCUGCUGGAGCAGCGGGGCCGGGAUGGGGAGGGGCACAUCCGAGACCCCCACAACCGGUACCCCCCCGAGCUGCUGCGGCGUUUCGAGCUGUAUUUCCUCGCCCCCUCCUCGGCCAAGCCGCUGCGGAUCCGGGAGGUGCGGGCGGGCAGCGUGGGACACCUGGUGACCAUCCGCGGAGUCGUGACCAGGACCACCGAGGUGCAGCCGCGGCUGCUGGUGGCCACCUACAGCUGUGACCAGUGCGGGGCCGAGACCUACCAGCCGAUCGAGUCCGAGAGCUUCACGCCGCUGCUGCUGUGCCCCAGCCGCGAGUGCCAGCAGGACCGGGCCGGGGGCCGCCUGUACCUGCAGAGCAGGGGCUCCAGGUUCCUCAAGUGCCAGGAGCUGAGGGUGCAGGAGCACAGUGACCAGGUGCCCGUGGGCCACCUGCCUCGCUCCAUCACGGUGGUAGCCCAGGGGGAGAACACGAGGCUGGCCCAGCCCGGGGACCACGUCAGCGUCACCGGCGUCUUCCUGCCCCUGCUGCGCUCCGGCUUCCGGCAGCUGGCACAGGGGCUGCUCUCGGAGACCUUCCUGGAGGCUCACAGCAUCGUGAGGAUGAACAAAGGGGAGGAGGAGGAGGAAGGAGCGGAGCUGAGCGAGGAGGAGCUGAAGCAGAUCACUGAGGAGGACUUCUACGAGAAGCUGGCAGCCUCCAUCGCCCCCGAGAUCUACGGGCACGAGGACGUGAAGAAGGCUCUGCUGCUGCAGCUGGUGGGCGGCGUGGACCAGAACCCCCACGGCAUGAGGAUCCGGGGCUCCAUCCACAUCUGCCUGAUGGGGGACCCAGGUGUGGCCAAGUCCCAGCUGCUGUCCUACAUCGACAGAUUGGCCCCGCGCAGCCAGUACACGACGGGCCGGGGCUCGUCGGGCGCGGGGCUGACGGCGGCGGUGCUGCGGGACGCGGGCUCGGGGGCGCUGGCGCUGCAGGGCGGGGCGCUGGUGCUGGCGGACGGCGGCGUCUGCUGCAUCGACGAGUUCGACAAGCUGCAGGACGGCGACCGGGCGGCCAUCCACGAGGCCAUGGAGCAGCAGACGGUGGCGGUGGCCAAGGCCGGGGUGCUGGCGCAGCUCAACGCCCGCUGCGCCGUGCUGGCCGCCGCCAACCCCGCCCUGGGCCGCUUCGACCCCGCCCGGGGCCUGCGCCGCAACCUGCAGCUGCCCCCGGCCCUGCUCUCCCGCUUCGACCUCCUCUGGCUGCUGCGCGACCGCCCGGACCGCGGCACCGACCUCAGGCUGGCACAGCACAUCACCUACGUGCACCAGCACAGCCGGCAGCCGCCCAGCGCCCUGCAGCCCCUCGACAUGCGCCUGAUGAGGCGCUACCUGGCCCUGUGCCGCCGCCGCCGCCCGGUGGUCCCUCCCCAGCUGGCAGAGUUCCUGACCGCUGCCUACGUGGAGCUGCGGCGAGAGGCCAGGGAGAGCCCCGAUGCCACCUUCACCUGUGCCAGGACCCUGCUGGGCAUCCUGCGCCUCUCCACCGCCCUGGCCAGGCUGAGGCUGGGGGAGGUGGUGGAGAAGGAGGAUGUCAGUGAGGCCAUCAGGCUGCUGGAGAUGUCCAAGGAGUCGCUGCAGGGGGACAAGGGCCAGCAGAGCCGGGCCCAGCGCCCUGCCGACGCCAUCUUCGCGGCGCUGCGGCAGCUGGCGGGGGCCGGGGCGGCGCCGCGGGGCGUGCCCCACGCCGAGGCCCUGCAGCGCUGCCUGGCCAAGGGCUUCACCGCGGCGCAGCUGGAGGAGGCCCUGGAGGAGCUGCAGGAGCUGAACGUGGUGCAGCUCAACGCUGCCCGCAGCAGGAUCACCUUCCUCUGAGCUGGCA